CGACGAUAGCAGUUUCGCAUCUGAAGACAGCACGUUACCUAGGUGCAAGGGAUUAAGAUGAGAAUAUUCAGUCUUUUUACAGCUUCACUGCUGCCAAUUGCCACGCUAGCGGCCAAGAAGUUUGGUGACAGCACGUACGACAGCCUUCGCGCCCAAAGCCUAUCGACACCGAAUCUGAAGCUUGAUGACAAGCUGUACAACAAACUGACUGCUGCACCCCGAGACUAUGCUGUCGCUAUUCUUUUGACAGCAUUGCCGAGUCAGUUCGGAUGCCAACUCUGUCAAGAAUUCCAGCCAGAAUGGGAUCUCCUUGCUAAGAGCUGGAAUAAAGGCGACAAAGAGGGAGAGAGCAGGCUUCUUUUCGGUACUUUGGACUUCUUGAAUGGAAAACCGGUCUUUCAGUCGUUAAUGCUGCAAACCGCUCCCGUACUCUUGCUAUUCCACCCCACCACCGGCCCAAACGCGAAGGUGGAGAACUCACCGACGAGAUAUGACUUCACGCAAGGGCUAGUGACCGCUGAAUUUCUGCAAAGCUUCAUUGCCCGACACCUUCCAGACGGACCGCAUCCGCCAGUCAAUCGACCGGUCAAUUGGGUGAAGAUCGUGUCGACGACCGUCGCAGUGUUAGGUGGAAUCAGCGCAAUUUAUGUCGCCGCUCCUUACAUCACUCCUGUGAUACAGAACCGAAACCUAUGGGCUGCCGUUAGCAUUAUCGCUGUGCUGCUGUUCACCAGCGGACACAUGUUCAAUCACAUUCGCAAAGUGCCAUAUUUCACAGGUAAUGGUCGAGGUGGAGCAACGUACUUUGCUGGAGGCUUUCAGAACCAAUUUGGCAUCGAAACCCAGAUUGUCGCUGCCAUUUAUGGGAUCUUGUCCUUCGCUACCAUCUCCAUUGCACUCAAAGUUCCUCGUAUCACCGAUCCCAGGCUCCAACAGGCCUCUGUUUUCAUCUGGUCUGGCGUGAUGUUCGCCAUGUACAGUUUUCUCCUCAGUAUCUUUCGGAUCAAGAAUGGGGGAUAUCCGUUCUUCCUACCCCCUUUCUAAGCCAUUUAGUGACGGAACACGAUCUGUAAAGUUCUUAUUGGUGGGGCGAGUGUAUUAUAGAAUUGAUAUAACGCAGCACAGCACAGGGUACGGACAGGGAAAAGUAAAAUAUAUUGGCAUUACAGC
Pseudovirgaria hyperparasitica is the source of this 1170-nucleotide messenger RNA. RefSeq lists its product as uncharacterized. Gene Ontology annotation, cellular component: oligosaccharyltransferase complex. The transcript is spliced from 3 exons. The record is from RefSeq and is a predicted model, not a curated record. Bases 58 to 1044 code for a protein of 328 amino acids. Lineage: Eukaryota; Fungi; Ascomycota; Dothideomycetes; Acrospermales; Acrospermaceae.